UCUGCCUGAAAGGUGCUCCGUCGCCCAAGUGUCCGGGUCCGCUGUCUCUGAAACACAUGGCUUUCCCUGCAGGAUUUGGAUGGGGGGCAGCCACCUCAGCUUAUCAAGUGGAAGGAGGCUGGGAUGCAGAUGGAAAAGGCCCUUGUGUCUGGGACACAUUCACCCAUCAGGGAGGAGAGAGAGUUUUCAAGAACCAGACUGGCGAUGUAGCUUGUGGCAGCUACACUCUGUGGGAGGAAGAUUUGAAAUGUAUCAAACAGCUUGGAUUGACUCAUUACCGCUUCUCUCUUUCCUGGUCACGUCUGUUACCUGAUGGGACGACAGGUUUCAUCAACCAGAAAGGAAUUGACUAUUAUAACAAGAUCAUUGAUGAUUUGUUAACAAAUGGGGUCACACCCAUUGUGACCCUCUACCACUUUGAUUUGCCUCAGGCCUUGGAAGACCAAGGAGGUUGGCUCUCAGAGGUGAUCAUUGAAUCCUUUGACAAAUAUGCUCGGUUUUGCUUCAGUACAUUUGGGGAUCGAGUCAAGCAGUGGAUCACCAUAAAUGAGCCUAAUAUUUUUGCAGUGAUGGCAUAUGAAUUUGGUGUAUUUCCUCCUGGUGUGCCUCACGUUGGAACUAAAGCUUAUCAGGCAGCUCAUAAUUUGAUUAAAGCGCAUGCCAGAUCCUGGCACAGCUAUGAUUCCUUAUUCCGAAAAGAGCAGAAGGGCAUGGUAUCUCUGUCAGUUUUUGCUGGCUGGGUGGAACCAGCAGACCCCGCCUCAGUGUCUGACCAGGAAGCAGUUAAAAGAGCCAUGGCAUUCCAGUUGGACUUCUUUGCUAAACCCUUAUUUAUUGAUGGCGAUUAUCCUGAAGUUGUCAAGUCUCAGGUUGCCCUCAUGAGCAAAAAGCAGGGCUACUCAUCGUCACGGCUUCCAGAAUUUACAGAAGAAGAGAAGAGGAUGAUCAAAGGCACUGCUGAUUUCUUUGCUGUGCAGUAUUACACGACUCGCUUAGUCAAGAACCAGGAGAACAAGAAAGGAGAACUGGGUUUACUCCAGGAUGUGGAGGUUGAAGUUUUUCCAGACCCAUCUUGGAUAAGUUUGAAUUGGGUCUGUGUGGUGCCGUGGGGAAUACGUAAACUACUGAAAUACAUUAAGGAUACGUAUAAUAACCCUGUAAUUUACAUCACUGAGAAUGGGUUUCCCCAGGGUGACCCCACAUCUUUUGAUGACACUCAGCGCUGGGAGUAUUUCAGACAGACAUUUCAGGAACUGUUCAAAGCUAUCCAACUUGACAAAGUCAAUCUUCAAGUAUACUGUGCCUGGUCUCUCCUGGAUAACUUUGAGUGGAACCAGGGAUAUAGCAGCCGGUUUGGUCUCUUCCACGUUGAUUUUGAAGAUGCAGCAAGACCCCGAGUCCCUUACACAUCAGCCAAGGAGUAUGCUAAGAUCAUCCGAAACAAUGGCCUGGAGGGACCUCCAUAGAAAGCACAACUGGGUAAUUUCACCUGGAGAAGGACUCUCUGCCCUCGGAAACGGAAUCUGCUUUGGUGAUCCUGCAGACAUCCUCAGGUUGCUUUGGUAACCAGCGUUUCCUACCAGCUGAUCUGUGAUCAUGAAGUCUGAAUAUGUAGUGCCUGGAAAUUAUUUAAUGAUGGCUUUUACUCUAUUUGUAUUUGAUCGAUGAGGCUUUUGAAAAAGUAGAAAACCACUGCAAUGGAUUUUUGUAUUAAGAAAUCAGAUGGACUUGGUAGCUUCAAUUUAAAUCCUUAGAUUUUUUUUUUCUAGAAAAAGUAAUCCACAAUUUAUAAACAGGGUGUGCUCAUGAUUUGCAGCUCUAAGAACAAAUCGCUUAAUUUAAGAAGGCUUGUUUAUGAAUCUAUUUUUUUUUGUUUACAUCAACUGUUAUUUGCCUUAGCAGGUCCACUGUCCAUAACUUUCUACUAUUUAAUCUAGUAUAGAUAUCAAAAUUAAAAGUUAGUCACAUUAUCAGAGAACUUCAGGAGAGAGUUCUGCAGAGCUGAAAAGAAAAAGAACUGGCAGGGUAUCUGAAAUUGUAUUUGAACAUUUGGAAAACUUAUGAAUAGACUUGAUAGAAUUGAUGAAGCAUUUUAAAAAAUUAAUAAAGGGCACAUUUAAAAAGUCACAUUAUAUCUUUAUACAUUCUGUUCACCAAAGGAGUUAAUUAAUAACCUACUUAAUAAAAUUGAUUGGUUCAUGUGUUUGGCACAUAGCUAUGCAUGAGCAAGUACAUGUCUCUCUUGUCUGAUAAACUUUUGGAAAACAGUAAAUUAAUAACACAAACCAGAAUGCGAAUAGCAAAAGAAGUAUUUGAGCAUUGUCAUUUAACAGCAAUUGGAUUUCUACACUAUUAGUUAGUUAGUUCAGUCACUCAGUAGUGUCCGACUCUGCGACGCCAUGAACUGCAGCAUGCUAGGCUUCCCUGU
Messenger RNA from Odocoileus virginianus texanus, 2428 nucleotides. RefSeq names its product cytosolic beta-glucosidase. Gene Ontology annotation, molecular function: glycosylceramidase activity; beta-galactosidase activity; beta-glucosidase activity. The record is from RefSeq and is a predicted model, not a curated record. Lineage: Eukaryota; Metazoa; Chordata; Mammalia; Artiodactyla; Cervidae. Gene Ontology annotation, biological process: carbohydrate metabolic process; glycosylceramide catabolic process. Gene Ontology annotation, cellular component: cytosol.